Molecule: messenger RNA, 465 nt
Organism: Linum trigynum
Lineage: Eukaryota; Viridiplantae; Streptophyta; Magnoliopsida; Malpighiales; Linaceae
Source: the annotation of a GenBank genome assembly
AUGUCAACAAUCACACCAUCGGCGGCGAACCACGACGAGGGCGACCCCCUGAUCCUGAUUACGAGCAGGCCGACGGGGAAGUUCCCUAUUUUCCCUAACCGCGUUUCAAAUUCGAGAACUCUUUGGUUUGCCAUACUGCUACAACAGGAGGCGCUGGUGGCGCUAAUCGAUAGCGGAUCAUCUCACAACUUCAUCAAUUGUGAGACAACUAGGGCAUCAUCGCUCCCCUACACUCUGAUUCCACCGUUCAUGGUCAAGUUCGCUAAUGGGAACGUCCUUCGCUGUGACCGUUGUUACAAGAACAUGGAGACAAUCAUUCAGGGCAAACCCAUGACAGUGGACCUGUACGAGCUACCCAUCAAGGGCCUCGACGUCGUGCUAGGCAUCCGCUGGCUCCGACAUUUGGGACCGGUGACGAUUGAUUGGGAUCGCCUCAUGUUAAAGUUCUUGAACAGUGAGUGGUGA